Messenger RNA from Camellia sinensis, 2129 nucleotides. Lineage: Eukaryota; Viridiplantae; Streptophyta; Magnoliopsida; Ericales; Theaceae. The record is from RefSeq and is a predicted model, not a curated record.
GGUUGGGGUUAAACUUGACCCACCCACUUCCACUGCAUCUUCUUCAACCCUGAUAACAAUCCAAAUUGAAAAUCUCUCAUUUCUACAGAGAGAGUGAGUGAGAGGCCAUUGCUCUGUGGUUCGAGGAACGCCAUGGACAACAACUGUUGGCAGCGAAGAGAGUUCAUAUUCCUCAUUCUCUACGCUUUUGUCUUCUACGUCAUCAUCAUUCGUCGCUCCCUCCAACUUUCUCACGAUCAUUACGACAAACUUUAUGGUUUGCGUCCCGGAUGGAUCGGGGAUCGGCAAAAUGAUGUUUCUGAUGCCCAAUGGAGAAACUUCCGUGGAAAUCUACCCAUUCUUACCGUCGUUUUUGGAAUUUUUACAUUGGUGGCCAAUAUGUUGAGGACAUUCUAUCAUUUAAAAGCAAAGGGAAUGUCCAUAGUUUGGCUUUUGAUAUCUUUGGCUUAUUUAUCAUAUCUACAUGGAGCUUGCGUCAUCUUUGUCAUUUCGAUUGCUUCAGUUAAUUUUCUUCUAGUGAAGGUACCAUAUUUUAUCAGAUUUUUGUUUCUGCAGAUAUUUGGACACAGAAAGUAUUUUCCAUUUAUACUCUGGGUUUUCAACGUAUCUGUUCUUAUAUGUAACCGUGUCUAUGAGGGGUAUCGGUGGUCCAGUUUUGGGCAACAUUGGGCUUAUUUGGACAACUUUCGUGGUACCUUUAGAUGGCAUAUCUGCUUUAACUUUGUUAUUUUGCGCCUGAUAAGCUUUGGGUAUGACUACCAUUGGGCAUCUCGUAGUUCUCGUUUCGAUCAGAAGAAGCACAUUCAAAAUUGCCCUAGAUGUUCAUCAGGACAAACUUGCUACCUGCUAUUACAGGAGAGAAACGUCCAGAAUGAUAAUUUCUCUUUCAGUAUAUACUUAUGUUAUUUGGUAUAUGCUCCCCUCUAUAUUGCUGGACCAAUUCUAAGCUUUAAUGCAUUUGCUUCACAGUUAGAUAUGCCUCAGAAAAACUAUUCAUUGAGAGGAGUGGCUUGGUAUGGGUUGCGCUGGUUUUUUAGUCUUCUCCUAAUGGAAUUAAUGACACAUUUAUUCUACUACAAUGCAUGUGCUAUAAGUGGCUUGUGGAAACAGUUAUCUCCGAUGGACGUCUUCAUCAUUGGAUAUGGGGUUCUAAACUUCAUGUGGCUCAAGUUUUUUCUAAUCUGGCGCUACUUCAGGUUCUGGUCACUGAUUGGUGGCAUUGAGCCUCCUGAGAAUAUGCCAAAGUGUAUAAAUAAUUGCUACAACUUGGAAAGUUUUUGGAAAACUUGGCAUGCUUCCUUCAACAAAUGGCUCGUCAGGUACAUGUACAUUCCUCUUGGUGGUUCUCAAAGAAAGUUGCUCAAUGUGUGGGUCAUCUUCACAUUUGUCGCCAUAUGGCACGAUUUAGAGUGGAAGCUUCUUUCAUGGGCAUGGUUAACAUGUGUAUUCUUUAUCCCAGAAAUGCUUGUGAAAUCAGCCGCAAAAUCUUUUCAGGUGCGGAGUGCUUUGGGGGAGUUUAUUUUCCGUGAACUUAGUGCAGUUGCUGGUGCUAUCACAAUCACUUUACUAAUGGUGGUUAACCUUGUUGGCUAUGUGAUUGGACCAUCAGGCAUGAAUUGGUUGAUUUCAAGAUUCCUCCGGAAAGAAGGCUUACCUACUCUGGGCGGCAUGUUUGUUACAUUUUAUGUGGGGACAAAGCUCAUGUUCCACAUCCGUGAUGCCAAGCAAAGGACUGACUAAAAUUAAAGGCACCACAAGGUUUUAUUUCUUGUCCAAGAGUUUGCACAUGCUGGCUGGGCCAUGUGAAUUAAAAGUCCUUUUGAACAAAAGUAAAAGAUCUUCGUUAUAGUUUAGGUCUGACAUUACGCAUUGUUUAGAAGUUAAGAAGAAAACUAUUGAGAAUGACCUGAAAAGAUAGCCAUACAACAGACAAUUCCAUUUUCAUGUUUGUUGCUAUUGUUUGCAGAUCUCUGUAGACCUCGUGUAGUUUUGUGUUUGCUUGCUAAUGUAUUCCUGAGAUAUGUUUCUUGUUAAACAAUAUAUUCUCUUUCCACUGUAAUUCUUGCCUACACACAUUGCACAUGUGCCUCUGAUAUCUCUCUCACACAGCAUUGAUCAUCUUUCUCCAA